AUGCUCACUAUCACCGCUCUUCUUCUUCUGCGGCCACGGCAUAUUAUGUUUACUCCCCCACCACUGGCUAGACGUCCGGGCAUCUUUCGCUGCCGGGUGUGCAGCAACACGUGGACUUCCUCUCAUGUGUGGGUUACGAGGACUACACAGCGCGUGUACCAAGGGGAGUCCUGUGAAGAGUGUGGGACAACGACGAAACCGUACUACAUUGGACGCCCGGAGGAAACGAUUUUUAAUCGUACGCGAACACCUCACCCGGUCAAACCGGGGGCAUCGACUAGUAGACACGGAAAGAAGCUACGACAUAUACGAUACGAUAAGAGGGUUCAAAGGGGACGGAAAUAA
Messenger RNA from Trypanosoma brucei brucei TREU927, 345 nucleotides. RefSeq lists its product as hypothetical. The coding region runs from base 1 to 345 and encodes 114 amino acids. NCBI's taxonomy places the organism in Eukaryota, Euglenozoa, Kinetoplastea, Trypanosomatida, Trypanosomatidae. The record is from RefSeq and is a predicted model, not a curated record. The transcript has a single exon.